Scophthalmus maximus (turbot) is the source of this 1569-nucleotide messenger RNA. RefSeq names its product glycosyltransferase 8 domain containing 2 (gene glt8d2). Lineage: Eukaryota; Metazoa; Chordata; Actinopteri; Pleuronectiformes; Scophthalmidae. Gene Ontology annotation, cellular component: Golgi apparatus. The record is from RefSeq and is a predicted model, not a curated record. Bases 169 to 1257 code for a protein of 362 amino acids. Gene Ontology annotation, molecular function: glycosyltransferase activity. The transcript is spliced from 10 exons.
GGAGAGAGAGAAGAGAGAGGGAGGGAGAGAGAGAGAGGGAGGGAGAGAAGAGAGAGGGAGAGAGAGAGAGGAGGGGUGAGAGAAGAGUCCCAGACCUCAGAGAUCCACGACAUGGACCAUGAACACCGAGCCUCUUGAUUCUGAUGCUGCUGGAAACAAACAUGAAACAUGGCUCUCCUGAGAAAAAUUAAUCAUGUCCUCAUGGUGCUGGUGGUGCUGAUGUUGUGCCUGCUCCUGCACAACACUCUGUUCAGAGCCCCCGCUCGGACCAAACUCUCAGACCACCGGAGGGGCCGUGGGAACGCAGCUCGAGGUCCUGCAGAGAGAGUGCCGGAGGCCGACAGUGUCAUCCCCGUCAUCAUCUGUGCAUCCGAGGAGCGUAUGGGUGGAACCAUGGCAACUAUCAACAGCAUCUACAGCAACACAGACGCCAGCGUUUUCUUCUACAUUGUCACUUUCCGCGAUGCUGUGAAACUGACGAGGCAGUACAUCGAGAAGACCAAGCUGAAAGGCAUCAGGUAUAAGAUCCUGGAAUUUAACCCCAUGGUUCUACGUGGAAAAGUGAAGCCGGACUCCUCCCGACCUGAGCUGUUACAUCCGCUCAACUUCGUGCGCUUCUACUUACCCCUGCUUGACAUCAAGCACAGGAGGGUGGUCUACUUAGACGACGAUGUCAUCGUGCAGGGAGACAUCAAGGAUCUGUUUAACAUCCACCUGAAGCCCGGACACGCUGCAGCGUUCGCCACCGACUGCGACCUGCCCUCCACCCACGAGAUGGUGCGCAGCAUCGGCAUGCAGACAACUUACAUGGGCUUCCUGGACUACAGGAAACAGGAAGUGAAGGACCUGGGCAUCAACCCCAGAGACUGCUCCUUCAACCCCGGAGUGUUUGUGGCAGACAUCAGUGAGUGGAAGAAACAGAAGAUCACCCAACAGCUGGAGAGGUGGAUGGAAGAGAACUUCAGGCAGAACAUAUACAGUAGUGCCAUGGCAGGAGGUGUGGCGACCCCGCCCAUGCUCAUCGUUUUCCAUGACAAGUACACAACACUGGACCCGCUGUGGCACGUCAGACACCUUGGCUGGAGUCCAGAUGCCCGCUAUCCAGAGAGCUUCCUGCAGGAGGCCCGGCUGCUGCACUGGAACGGCCCCUUCAAACCGUGGAACUAUCCUGCCGUUCACCUGGACCUGUGGGAGAGGUGGUUCAUCCCAGACCCCUCCGGAAGAUUCUCCCUGGUUCGACCUGACGUAGACAGCUGAGCUACCUGAGGUACCUCAGGUACCUGAGGUACCUGAGGUACCUGGACCGCACCACGUCUGACCCCCCGGGAGGGGGGGUGCACAGUGAAUGUAAUGUACAGUGAAUUGAAAUCAAAUGUUGGUCAAGUCUGUAUUAGAAAAUGUGACUCAUCUGUUGUCUCAAGCCUUAGAGGUGCAAUGGUGACCGUUACCUGUUCAGAUAUUUUCAAAUAUCAUUCGCAGGAAUUUGGUCAAAGUGAAAGUGAGAACAGGGACACGUUUUUUUCCAUUUUGUUUUUCUUUGCAAACUUGAAAUAAAUUCUCUGAAUUUUU